AUGUCCGGAAUCGUAUCGGGAGGAGCUACGCUUCUUACAGCCAUCCUUUCAUAUGACUCCCCGAAAAUCUCCUUAGGCACUAUAUGGUUCCAAAUUCCGCUGCUCUUGCUGCUUACCUGGGUGACAUGGAGGCGGCUUGUGUGGCCCAAUUUCUUUUCUCCGCUACGACAUCUACCAUCGCCUCACAACAGGGGCUGGGGAAUGAACCAACGUCUCCGAGUUUAUACCGAGCCCCGCGGAAUGCCUCAAUGUGAUUGGGUCAAUAGCAUUCCGAACAAUGGUUUGAUACGGUACAGGACCUUACUCAACUCCGACCGGCUGUUGGUGACUUCGCCUGAGGCCCUAGCGGAGGUUCUGACGACCAAAUGCUACGACUUCAAGAAGCCCAAAUGGCUUGCUAACGAACUGAAAAAGGUACUCGGUGUGGGGCUCUUGUUGGCGGAAGGAGACGAGCAUCGAGCCCAAAGGAAGAUCCUUGCGCCCGCUUUCUCUUUUCGUCACAUCAAAAACUUGUAUGGGGUGUUCUGGGAUAAAUCAUGCGAGGUGGUCACUGCCAUGACCGACCAGCUGUCUUGCAAAGAAGGGCCGAAAACCUACGGUCCGCGUGAGAGCUCCAUUGUGAAUACUGGCGUUCUUGAUAUUGCGGAGUGGUCCCAUCGAGCAACUCUUGACAUGAUUGGGAUCGCAGGUAUGGGCCGAGAUUUCGGAGCAGUUCACAACCCCAACGCGGACCUGGUCCGGGCUUAUGCAUUAGUCUUUCAGCCUUCCAAGCAAGAUAUUAUGCUGGCUGUGUUACGGCUCCUUCUACCCAAUUGGAUGGUGGAUUGGCUACCACUGAGGCGCAACGAGGAGAUCCGUUGUGCGGUCCAGAGAAUCCGCGGAGAGUGCGCCGACCUGAUCCGCCAAAAAUCCAAGCAUCAACGCAAAUAUCACACCUCACAGCAUCGAGAUAUACUCGACGUUGCACUCUCGUAUGGAGGGUUUAGCGACACUCUUCUCAUUGAUCAGCUGAUGACCUUCUUGGCUGCGGGGCACGAAACCACUGCGACGGCCAUAACCUGGGCUGUGUACUUGCUUUGUGUCCACCCCGAGGUGCAGACAGCCCUCCGGAGCGAAAUACGCGAGAAACUCCCUAGCCCCGAGGACUCUGGGAGCAACCUCACCAGCGACAAUAUUGAUACAAUGACCUACUUGAAUGCUGUGUGUGAUGAAGUCCUUCGCUACGCUGCUCCGGUGCCUCUUACGUUUCGCGAAGCGGUCAUUGAUACGAAUAUCCUAGGCCAGCCAGUCCCAAAGGGAACCAAAAUUAUACUGGUUCCUCGGGCUACCAAUCGGGAUGCCAAUCUCUGGGGCCCAGACGCGCAGCAGUUCAAACCCGACCGAUGGUUAGAAGGUGGUAUCAGAAGCAAUUACGCUACAUUAACCUUUCUCCAUGGUCCUCGAAGCUGUAUCGGGCGAUCUUUCGCAAAGGCUGAGUUUUCCAUCUUGCUGGCUGCCUUAGUGGGACGGUUUAAAUUCCAAUUGGAGGAUGACCAGCUUCUGGACGAGAAACGCAUGAAGGUCACCCGCACACGCUGCCGUUCAGAAACAGAUAGCCUUGUACAAUUACCCUUAUUGGUGGUUCCUGGCUCCUCCUUUGAUCCGAAUGCUGGCCCCACUCCUUCUGGACUGGUCUUUCCCCAAAAACAGAACGGGGGUGUCUGUUCAAGAUCAGCCUGUCAAAUGACCGACCGAUCACAACCGUUGGUUGACGAUGCGGCUUACACUCAUCACUGGUUGACACCACUGGCUGACUACGUAAGUACAUGCUUGUUAGCUACUUAG
Aspergillus niger is the source of this 1824-nucleotide messenger RNA. RefSeq lists its product as uncharacterized. Gene Ontology annotation, molecular function: monooxygenase activity; iron ion binding; heme binding. The transcript is spliced from 5 exons. Bases 1 to 1824 code for a protein of 607 amino acids. NCBI's taxonomy places the organism in Eukaryota, Fungi, Ascomycota, Eurotiomycetes, Eurotiales, Aspergillaceae. The record is from RefSeq and is a predicted model, not a curated record.